Messenger RNA from Glarea lozoyensis ATCC 20868, 2436 nucleotides. RefSeq names its product MFS general substrate transporter. Gene Ontology annotation, cellular component: membrane. Gene Ontology annotation, molecular function: transmembrane transporter activity. Gene Ontology annotation, biological process: transmembrane transport. NCBI's taxonomy places the organism in Eukaryota, Fungi, Ascomycota, Leotiomycetes, Helotiales, Helotiaceae. Bases 1 to 2436 code for a protein of 811 amino acids. The transcript is spliced from 13 exons. The record is from RefSeq and is a predicted model, not a curated record.
AUGAUAGAUACCUCUGAUACAGGAUCCUCCGGGUUUCUGUCAGUAGGAGAAGGAGAAAAAUCCACGGAACGCCAUGUACAUUUUUGGAGGGUCGUCGGGCUUUGUUUCGCUUUGGCUUUCGUUAUUGAUGGCGGCGCAUUUCUUCAAAUCGCACCACGAAUGGAAAUUAUCGAGACCAUUAUUUGCAAGCUACAUUUUCCAGAUUUAAUUCAAUCAGCUCCGUUCAACUCCACUGGUGGUGGCUCAAUUUCGGUCGCUGGGCAAGAUCCGCGUUGUAAAGAAGGACCUGUUCAGAGCGAGUUAGCUUACCUUAACGGGAUCCAGCAAUUGUUAGAUGUAAUCCCCAAUGUUUUACUUGCUGUCCCAUAUGGGUUACUAGCUACGAAGUACGGCCAGAGACCAGUCCUUGCUCUAGCGGCACUUGGGCUCUCUCUGGGAUUUGCAUGGUAUCAGAUUGUCUGUUGGAGACCGGAUAUAUUCCCAGUCCGUAUGAUCUGGCUAUCUUCUGCUUUUGCCAUUAUUGGCGGCGGUAUGAGUGUGGCUCAGACGAUGGUAUAUACAUUACUCGCGGAUGUAACAGACGAAAGCUCGCGAGUCAUCAUUUUCUUGGGACUUGAAGCUGCAGUGCUCAUUGCCGUGAUGCUCUCCACAUUUUUCAGUUCAUUGCUUAUGGAGCACGACGUGUGGAUACCAUUGCAUCUUGGUAACGCGACAAUGUUUCUAGGCACUGGCCUGGUAUUUUUCAUGCCAAAUACCAAAACCCUUGUCGCAAAUCAAGAGCAAGAGUAUGAGCUGUUACAGGAUAGCGAUUAUUCGACAAGCGACGAAUCAGAAAUGGAACCUCCUCCAGCUUCAAACGUGGCUAUGAUCAAAUCCGUUCUAAAGCUUCCAGAUCAUAGAUUACUAAGUGUUUUCAAAGACAAAAAUGUUGUUCUUCUCCUAACACUGGCCUUUGCAAAUGGCCUGGGCAUGGACGUCCAAGAUGUAGUAUUGAUAUAUAUGUCGAAGCGAUUUGAACUCAAGUUUUCUGAAGCAAACUCUUUUCUUACUCUUGAUGCAGCUGUAAAACUUGCACUGCUCAUUAUUAUACUCCCAUCUGCAAGUCAAUUGAUGAUCAAGUACUUCCGACAGCAGGGAUACGAGAAGGACCUGAAAUUAGCACGACUUUCCGGCUUGCUACUCGUCAUAGGAGCGAUCUUUUUAGGUAUUUCGUCGCAAGUCGCAGCCGCUCGCAUGGGAACCAUAAUAUUCGCACUCGGUCAUGGAGCGAGACCUCUGACUAGAUCACUUCUUACAGCUGUUAUAUCACCUGAAAACAUCACCAUGGUCUACACAGCUGUAGGGCUGAUUCAGAGUGUUGCCGAUGCUAUUUCUGGACCGUUAUACUCUUCCUUGUUUUCGCUUGGAGUUUCUCUUGGAGGCCUCAAAAUGGGUGUGCUACGGAACAGAAAGCUUCCUUCACCGAUUACGGAAGCGCUCGAUACGAUUCUUGGGAACUAUUCAACACAGUAUCGGCCAAAAUCUAAGAUGCAACUUAAAAAAUGGGAAGAGAUUGAGCCUUGGCGACAGGACGACAACCAUUUCAUCGAGACGGGGUACCGGCCUGCAUCUGCAUCAUUGAAGAAAUCCUUUGCCAGCUGGAGUUAUAUCCAUAAUGAAUCUGGUAGCGUAACUCCGACAAAUAUCUUGUUAAAUUCGAAGGCUCAUUCAUAUAUAGUAAACAUAUACUCGCAUAUAUUUGGCUCAUUACUCUUUAUAUUUCUGCCCAUAUAUAUCUUUAGACAAGAGAUAUCACCACGAUACAAAGUUGCGACUAGUGCUGACUUAGGUGUCUGUUCCAUGUAUUUCGCCGGAGUUGCUGUGUGCUUUCUGUUAUCCGCAACAUUUCAUACGAUCAUGAAUCACAGUUCCAAAAUAGAAAAGCUGGGCAUGCAACUUGAUUUCCAAGGAGUAAUUUUACUCAUAUGGGGUGCUGCAGUGCCUCUAAUAUAUUACGGCUUCUACUGUGAUAAGAAACUUCAAUGGGUCUAUUGGUCGCUUUCAUCAGCCUUUGCUCUCGCCUGCUCAUUCGUCACUUUCCAACCACGAUUCAGCGAACCGUUCCUACGACCAUACCGCGCAGCGAGUUUCGGAAGCUUUGCACUCUCAUCCAUCCUACCAGUGAUUCAUGGCGUCAUCAAGUACGGAUGGCCACUUCAAAGCCAGCGAAUGGGUCUGAAAUGGGUUUUCAUAACUUUGGCAUUCAACUCGACAGGCGCCACAGCAUAUGCGAUAAAGUUCCCUGAGCGGUGGUUCAAGAGGACAUUCGACAUAUUCGGAGCGAGCCAUCAGUGGUUGCAUAUCAUGGUCAUUCUUGCGGGCCUGUCUCAUGCCGCGGGUGUCUUGCAUGCCUUUGACUUUCUGCAUGCGCAUCCAAAUCAGUGUUUGGCUAUAUAG